UUGCCUGUUGUAAUUCUGUCUGCCUCUCUCUGACUCUGCAUGUCCCACUGUUUCUGUCUUUCCUCACUCUUGUUCCUUUUCCCUGAAUCACAGUCCCUCUGUCUUUCUGCCCGUGACACCGUCCCCUCUCCCGAUGCCUGCCUUUCUGGAAAUAGAUGGCUUAAUUGCUCAGACAGGGAAAUAGAGGCCAGGGUCCUCUCUCCUGGCUUUCCUCUUCAUCUCACUGAGCCUGCCUGUCAGGAGGACUUCAGGUCCUGCAGCCGCGGGUGGCCUAGAGCCAGGGGCGGGCGGAGUCCAUCCGGGCGGGACUGGCCCCAGGGCCACCCCAUAAAGCCUGGGGCGAGGGGCGCGACGUUUCGAAGGGGCCCUGGAGGGGCUGCUGGAUUCGACACUCCCCACAGGCUCUUCUGCGGUGUCAUGCACCGAGGCCCCCGGACCGCGCCGGGCUGGGCGCUGUUGCUACGGUUGCUGGUUCUGCUGCGGCCCCCGGGGCUGGGCGAGACGUGCAGCUGCGCUCCCGCGCAUCCCCAGCAGCACGUCUGCCACUCCGCGCUUGUGAUCCGGGCCAAAAUCUCCAGUGAGAAGGUAGUUCCUGCCAGUGUAGACCCUGCUGACACCCAAAAAAUGAUCCGGUAUGAAAUCAAACAGAUAAAGAUGUUUAAAGGGUUUGAGAAAGUCAAGGAUGUUCAGUAUAUCUAUACACCUUUUGAUUCCUCCCUCUGUGGUGUGAAACUAGAAGCCAACAGCCAGAAACAGUAUCUCUUGACUGGUCAGGUCCUUAAUGAUGGAAAAGUCUUCAUCCAUCUGUGCAACUACAUCGAGCCCUGGGAAAAUCUAUCCUUGUUGCAGAGGGAAAGUCUGAAUCAUCACUACCAUCUGAACUGUGGCUGCCAGAUCACCACCUGCUACACAGUGCCCUGUACCAUCUCGGCCCCCAACGAGUGCCUCUGGACAGACUGGUUGUUGGAGCGGAAGCUCUACGGGUACCAGGCCCAGCAUUAUGUCUGCAUGAAGCAUGUUGAUGGUACCUGCAGCUGGUACCGGGGCCACCUGCCCCUCCGGAAGGAGUUUGUUGACAUCAUCCUGCCGUAAUAGGGACCAGUGACCACCACAUCCCUUCAAGAGUCCUGAAGACAAAGCUAGUUCUCCUUCCCUGCAGAGCUGUGAUCAUCACUACCUGCCUGACCGCUGACAGCCAAUGGGAAGAAUCAGGUGGACGGCAGGCCAGGGUUAGGGCAGGGAUGCGGCACUUCACAGCUUAUGUCUAAGACCCCAGCCCAGAACCUGUCAGGGGCUAGGGAAGGUACAGUGACCUUUCUGUCCUGCCAUCAGCCCUUCUCCCUUGCUUCCCAAACCCCAUUAUUCUAGCUUAUACCUGUCACUGAGAGAUUUCCCUUGAUCCUGGCUCAGUUCAUUUGCCAAAACCAAAACUAUUUGCUUUUCUCCCCAGGAAAGUGUGUUUUCCUUUAUCUUAUCUGAUAGAGGAGAAAUGAUGACUAUUACACAUAUGAGAAGGUG
Molecule: messenger RNA, 1518 nt
Organism: Choloepus didactylus (southern two-toed sloth)
Lineage: Eukaryota; Metazoa; Chordata; Mammalia; Pilosa; Megalonychidae
Gene: TIMP4
Product: TIMP metallopeptidase inhibitor 4
Exons: 5
Coding region: 40-1092 (350 amino acids)
Biological process (GO): negative regulation of endopeptidase activity; negative regulation of membrane protein ectodomain proteolysis
Cellular component (GO): extracellular matrix
Molecular function (GO): metalloendopeptidase inhibitor activity; protease binding
Source: RefSeq, a predicted model, not a curated record